Vitrella brassicaformis is the source of this 2692-nucleotide messenger RNA. NCBI's taxonomy places the organism in Eukaryota, Vitrellaceae. The record is from the annotation of a GenBank genome assembly.
GCCGUGUAGAGCUCUUUCCCCAGCUGAGAUGGCAGGUUGGGGAGAAAGGAUGGCGGAUGUAUUAUUUCCGAUGCGCAUGGAGGCACAGAGAGCUGCCGAGCUGCGCCAGCCCGGAGAGCCCUUCACCGUCACCCUCUCCUCCAGCGGAGCCCCGGCUUACGACCUGUCGGCCACCAAACAGCUGGCGUUCGGCUUGGCCGAUGGAUCUCUCGCGCCUGAUGCGGCUGCCCGGCUGCUGACGCAACACAGGGCCGACCCUUCUGGACUCUACUACAAGGAGAGCCGCCGCCGGUCCGAAUCAUAUUGGUCUUCUCUGCUCCAUCUGGCGGCCGAGAAGUGCAGCGGGGCGGAGGGUGCGGCCAUCCUGACACACCUUCUCUCGAGCCCCUUCUGUCCAGAUGUCAACCAGACCACCCCGUUUGCCGAGGAUUGCUUGCGCAUCCCCUGGGAGUCUCACGACGAGGCGCCCUUGGACGCCCUGCUGGACCGCCUCCCUCGUGCGACAGACUCCCCCGGUCGACGGGAGCACCCCACUCAGCUGCCCGCCCUCCUGCCUAUGAUCGAGACGCUCCUCAGCCACGGCGCGACAUGCUACAGCCACUGGGACAGUGAGGGGCUGCUCGGCAAGGUCUUUCAGAGCGGCGCUGACAUGACGGCCAAGGAGUGCCUCGAGGCCGUCGGUCGGCUGACCAGCGCGGCCGCAAGAGCAAGGACCUACAGACCCACCGCAUCCAUCCUCUAUGGACCCUUCACCUUCUCGUCUGCGUGUGGCUGCCGAUUCCGCGAGGAGGAGGCGGUGCCAGGUGGGCGGCAGGGGGAGGGCGAGAAGGCGGCGGCUGACGAGGGCCAGACCAACCCCGCCAUUGCCAUACUCGAGAAGGUGCUUGAGGGGACGGGCAGAGAGGUGUUGGAAGGACAGGAGGGCAGUCGUGCGUUGGAGCGUGCCGUAGAGAGUCAGAACAGGGAGGUGGUGUACUGGCUGGUGAGGCAGGGAGUGCAGGAUUGCCGACGCCCCUUCCAGGACGAUCGCACACUCUGUUCUGCUCACUGGGAUGUCGAUGUGAUGUCACUGCUGGUGAGCGAGGCGGGGGCUGACGUAGACGACGGGCUGCCCCUCGUCAGUUUUGUUCGUCGUGAGCACUACACUGCUGCACACCACCUGGUGCACCUGGGGGCGUCCGUAGACAGAGCACUCACACACCGCGGCACGAGAGCCAAAGACCGGCACCGCAUUUUGUCGGUGUAUCACUCCUAUCUGACUCGCUCUGUGCCGACACACGCCAUGCGCUUCAUCAACACAUCCCUCGCCCCUCUGCGCACCCUCUCUGGCGUGUCGGCCUGUCAUCGCGUGUUCGGUUUGGGUGUGUUGUGCUGUCAGAUUGCCGCUUAUCUAGACCCCCUCGCUCCACUGCCCUUCUCUGAUCGCACGCCACUCGGGCGGCGGCUCAAUGCCGCUCUGCGUCAUUUCCUCAAGCGUGCCUGCAAUUUGGCUGGCCACUCUGUGAGGCGGCGUUUGUUUCGACACACUGCCUUUGUGACACCACACCUCACACACGCAUCGGCCAGCGAGGAAGGGGGAGGGGCGGGAUGCGGGCAGAUACUCGACGAGGGCGUUGUGUAUGGAGUGCGCGACGUGCUGCACGUGAUUCGGUGUGAGGAGGCCCACCACUACGGGCUGCCUCGCAUGGUCAGGGGCUUUGGCAACAGGAAGGCGUUCGCGUGUGCGUUUGAUGGCAAUGUGGUGGGGGGUGGGGUAGGGGGAAGGCAGUGUGUGGUGGAGAGGAUAGAGGGGUGGGAGGGGAUGGGGGAAAGAGGGCCGCCCGGGGCCAUGUGGGCCAAUGGGCAAGACAAGACCAUAGACGAGGUACCUGGGGGGAGGCAGCGAGGGAGGGAGGGAGGGGGGUCGUCACGGAUAGGCUGGCAAAUGGUGUGUGUGUGUUGUGUGUGUGUGUGUGUGUGUGUGUGUGCAGGAUGUUAUGGAUGAGGAUGCCAUGUCUGGCAUGGAGGAUAUGGCCGAUGAGGACAACAGGUCAGCGAAGCGACAAAACAGAGGAGGGCGCCGGCCAUUGGAGCACUCAUGAGUGUAUGUCUGUCUGCAUGUCGUGCGUGUGGUCUUGUUGUUUGUCCAUCCAUCCAUCCAUCCAGCUUGGGCAUUGGUCGUGGUGACGAUACGGGCGCCAGAGCAGCAGCGGCACGAAGGGGACGACCAGUGAGUGGCAAGUCAAAGGAGGGGACAGAUUGGUCUGUCUGUCUGCUCCGUCUGUCUGUCUGUCUGCAGCAUGAGGAGCUCAUGCCAUCGGAUGACUGACGGCAGCAACCAAUCCCAUCCAAUUGAGUGAAGGUGCGUGACCGCCACAACGGCUGGACAGCCGUCUUAUUUCUUUCUUUGUGUGUGUACACGUGCACUCCCACGUGCAGCCAGACAGAUGUCGAUGUGAAUAGGUACGUGUAUGGAUCGCGAUGCAUCUGAUCUGCUGCCUUCAGACUCAGACACAGACGCGGGUGUGUGUGACUGACUGACUGACUGGCUGAGUGAGUGAGUGGUGUGGAUGUGGCCGGUUCAUGACAUGGUGUGGUUGAACGAAUGUGUACAUACAGCCGAGAUCGAAUCAUUCAUUCAUUCCCCUUUGCAAAGGGGAUCGGCGGAUCGGUCUCGGUCGGUUGGGUUAGGGUUUGACAAGCACGCACGCAU